AGGCCACAGAUAUGGAAAAAUAUGAUGCAACAAAUAAGUGAGAUGUUUGUUGUUUAAUGUAUGCAUGGAGCUAAUGAUUUGUUAGUUUAGCCAGUACAGUAACCUAUUACAGAGUCUAUUUCUUCCAGACAAAAUGUCAAGAAUACAAAGUGCGGGCUGUCACUUCGUUUUAUGGUCUGCAGAUAAAGGGCAGGUUGGACCUCAGAAAACAAACUCUGACUGUCGUUGUGUAGCUUAUGCUUGUUGAGUGAACAUUUAGAGUUUGCACAAAUGGUGGAAGUUAAAGAAGAAAAGAGGUGCAGCAUGGAGGAGGAUGAAGAGGAAGAAGGAAAAGAAGCUAAAACUGUUCUGGGGAUCUUCACGAGAGAGCAGUUCAUCAUGUUGUGUGUUGGACUCGGUCUGAUUGCACUGCUUCUCAUCAUUACUUUAACUUCAGUGUUUGUGAUCGCAAAAUCAGAUGCUUCAGUGGACGUAGACAUGGAGCUGUUUCCAUCUGAUGGAGACAUGCUCGACUUUCUUCUUCAGACUGGAGAGAUUCAGGAGAAAGAUGGCCUUUAUGCGACGUGGUAUCACGCAGCCAACAGUAAAUCUGAGAUGUGCAAGGCCUUGAACAGUGAUGUAAUGAUCCUAGAGGCUGAUGUAAAUGUCCAAGGUCAUAACACUGUCAAUGAAACCAAUAUUCCCAUCAUGGCUCAUCCGCCAGACAUUUACAGUGACAACACUCUGGAGGAAUGGCUGGAUGCUGUGCUCAAGUCAAAGAAAGGGGUGAAGCUGGAUUUUAAGAGUAUCAGUGCUGUGGAGCCCUCAUUGGAGCUGCUGAGAGUGAAAAACCAAACAGGGAUCAACAGGCCGGUGUGGAUUAAUGCAGAUAUUCUUCCUGGUCCUAAUGUCCCUGAGUUCUGGCCAGUGGUCAAUGCUUCUGAGUUUUUUGAGCUCAUUCAGCUGAAAUUUCCUGAUGUCACCAUCUCUCCAGGAUGGAAGGUUCUUUAUCUUUCCAUCUUCCCCAAUGUGACUUACACGCGCAGUAUGGUGGAGCAGAUGUACUCCACCGUGAGACACCUCCCACAGAAAAUCACCUUCCCUGUUCAUGCUCUGAUGGCCAAGAAUGGCUGGCCGCAUCUAAGCUGGCUGCUCAGUCAGUCUUCAAGGUUCAGUUUAACCCUGUGGCAAGGAAAGGAAAAUCCCACUUUGAAUGAUCUUCUCUUCAUUAGAGACAACAGCAACCCUCAGCGCAUCUAUUAUGACAUCUAUGAGCCUGUGCUCUCACAGUUCAGAGAAGCUGCAAAGAUUAAAGACAGACCCAGAAGAUUCUAUCCUGGUGGAGACAUUAUUGACUAUUUCAGACCAGCGGACAGUGAUGGACUCAACAUCCAGUGGGACACAGUGAACGAUAAAGAUUCCUUACUAUCUCUGCUUGAAGAUGGUACAGGAGGAAUGCUAGUGAUUCCAGUAAUAUCCAGUGAAGGUCAAGCAAACAUUCCUAUUAUUGACGAGUCUGAAAUGCCUCUUAAGGAUUGCCUGGAUUUGAUUCUUGCCUCUACAAAGCCAUGGGGAAUCUACUUACAGAUAAAAUCCCAGAAUCAGCUGAGCCCCUCACUGGAGCUCCUCCGUCAGGUUUAUGACAGAGACUUGCUGCAUCACCCCACCUGGGUCAACAUGGACAUAUCCCACAGAGCUUUCCGCAUCCAAGGCUACAUGACAGGAGAAGAGUUUCUACGAACCGUUGAUCGAAUCUUUCCACAUGUGACUCUGGCUCCGAGUUGGCCUAAAGAAGCUCUGGAUGAAGGCUACACACCAGAGAUGCUGGAGCCCAUGGUGCAGCUCUUCCACGGGGCCUGGCAGGAUGUUUCACUGCAGCUGCAGGCUGAGGCACUGGAUAGAACUGAGACUUGGAGACUUAUUCACUUACAACCACGCUUUUCACUGACCGUGGAGCAUCAAACAGAGAACAAAGGCAUCAAUGCUGGAAUUGAAAGCUUAAUGUCCAUCCGAGCAGCAAACAGACAGCGGAGCUUUUAUAAUAUUCCUAAAAUGUACAGGGAGCAUAUGACAAAUCUAUCAGUUUGAAAAUAAAGCUUGCGUGCCA
This is a messenger RNA of Danio aesculapii, 2086 nucleotides long. It is a transcript of the gene fam151a, whose product is annotated as family with sequence similarity 151 member A. The transcript has 8 exons. NCBI's taxonomy places the organism in Eukaryota, Metazoa, Chordata, Actinopteri, Cypriniformes, Danionidae. The record is from RefSeq and is a predicted model, not a curated record. Bases 271 to 2067 code for a protein of 598 amino acids.